AUGCCGAAGGAACAAUUCCACACCCCAUGGACCCUGGUAGGGAGCGGGCCAUACACUUACUACAACCUAGCAGGGGUUGCGACCUAUUUUCGCACCACCGAUGGUGGCUUUGCUUAUUUUGACCCGGAGAAGCCCGAGACAUUUAAUGCGGCUUUGAGCAAUCUCCAGGACUUUAUCGAGCACGAAGGCCCAUUUGAUGCUGUGGUUAUCGUUCCUACAGGAUUAUACCAAGGCAAAGAUUCUUACUCGUUCUUAUCUUGUAUGCUGUACGUGCAGCCUUCUUCGUUCAGUUCUCGUAGCUCCUCUCCGUCUACCUAUGGAUUAGUCCCUGGAACAGGAUAG
This is a messenger RNA of Aspergillus pseudonomiae, 342 nucleotides long. RefSeq lists its product as uncharacterized. The record is from RefSeq and is a predicted model, not a curated record. The transcript has a single exon. NCBI's taxonomy places the organism in Eukaryota, Fungi, Ascomycota, Eurotiomycetes, Eurotiales, Aspergillaceae. Bases 1 to 342 code for a protein of 113 amino acids.